AUGAUGAUGAUGAUCAAUAUAGACAUAUCGUCCGGUCAAGAUGAGAAAAUAAAUUCUACAACAACAACAAUAGCUACUACAACUUCGAAUACAACAACAACUUCGAAUACAACCACCACGAAAAAACCAGAAAAAGAUCAUCAUUGCGGUUGGGGAUUGGAUUGGGGAGGCGAUUGGGGAGGUCAUGGCAAAAUUGGUUGGGGAGAUGGAAAAAUUGAUUGGGGAGGUGGUAAAAUAGGUGGUUGGGGAGGUGGUGGAAAAAUUGGUUUUGAAGGUGGUGGAAAAGGUGAUUGGGGAGGUGGUGGAAAAAUUGAUUUUGAAGGUGAUUGGGGAGAUGAAAAAAAAUUACCCGAAACGACAAGGAUAUCGAAAACAACAACAACAACAACAACAUCUAAAUCAACAAUCAAACCAAAUGAAAAUAAAAAUAAUACAAAAAACAAUGAUAAUGAAUUUAUAAUAGGACCAGCAUUAUUUCGUUUAAAUGGUCGUGAUAUUAAUAUAAUUAUUAAUCAAAAUUUUAAUACUGAUAAUGAUGAUUAUAAUGAUGGUAAUAUUGGAAAAAAAUACAAUAUUUCAAAAUUGCCUUUUAAUAAUAUUACUAUUCCAAAACAUCGAUCAAAUAAGUCACUAAUAAGUGAUGAACAACCACAUAAUAAACUACGUUCAAGAGGUUUAAGACGACCAUUUAUAGUAAUACCACGUGCAAGAAGACUACCAUUUAUAAGACGACCAAUUAUAGGAUAUUUACCACGUCCAAAAAGAUAUCUACCACGUUUAUUUUUACCACCUUUUGUACGUGAACUAAUACUUAUAGUAUUACCAUUUGUACUUCAAAAACUAUCAAAGGAACUAAGUCAUAGUAAUUUUCAACAAAAUUCUGAUGGCAAUGAAGAUGAAUUGCAAAACAAUUUAAAGAAUAGUACUUGUAUAACACCAUUUGAAGUAUUAAUACAUGGUUAUCUAUUACAUCGUAUUGUUGGUCGUGGUUCAUUCAGUACCCUAUAUGAAGCAAGUCGUUUAUUUGUUUCACAUGGUGGUGUUGCUUGUAAACAUGUACGUAUUGGCCGACCAGAAGAUAUUUGUCUUACAGAUUCGGAUGGCCGUUGGCGUUUACAAAUGCAACAAUAUUUCCUGGAAGAAGAAAUUCGUAUAUUACGACAAAUACGUCAUCCAAAUAUAAUACAAUUAUAUGAAAUAAUUAUCGAUGAUGAUAAUCGUAAUUAUUAUAUAAUGAUGAAAUUUGCUGUAAAUAAAACAAUCGCUAAUUAUUUAUAUCAAUUUUAUCAAAAACCAUUACCUGAAACAUAUGCUAAACGUUGGACAAGACAACUGAUGUUAGCAAUACAAUAUCUGCAUGAAGAAUGUCGUAUUGCACAUCGUGAUUUAAAAUUGGAAAAUUUUUUAUUAGAUGAAAAAUAUGUUGCAUUAUUAACGGAUUUUGGUUUGGCUAUUUCAUUAUCAAUACAUAAACGUAUUGAAACAUUAUUAUCAAUACAAUGCGGUACAACUGAAUAUAUGGCACCGGAAAUUUUAAAUCAAGAAUUACAACAACAACAACAACAACAACAACAAAUGACAGCAGCAACAACAACAUUAUUUAAUGAUACAUUUCCAUGGUGUUCAUAUGAUCCAUUUCGUGCUGAUAUCUAUUCAAUGGGUAUUUGUUUAUUUGAAAUGUUAAAUUAUUAUCGUCCAUUUCGUUGGUCAUCAUAUAAUUUAAAUUAUAUUAAUGGUGGUGCAUUUGGUAGUUAUAAUCAAAAUCAUAAUAAUAAUAAUCUUGUUUGGCAACAACGUAAUCGUCAAUAUCGUUAUAAUAAACGUAUUUAUUUAACUGAAGAAUGUCGUGAUUUAAUUGAUGAAAUGUUAGAACCAAGAGCAGCAAUACGACCAACAUCACGUCAAGUACUUGAUCAUCGUUGGUUCAAAUAUUCAAUACGAUAAAUAAUAAAUAAUAAUAAAUAAUAUCAAAUAAUCGACCUUCAACUUUGACGCAAAGCAAUAAAUGGUGGUAUAA
Dermatophagoides pteronyssinus (European house dust mite) is the source of this 2017-nucleotide messenger RNA. RefSeq lists its product as uncharacterized. Gene Ontology annotation, biological process: protein phosphorylation. Gene Ontology annotation, cellular component: nucleus. Lineage: Eukaryota; Metazoa; Arthropoda; Arachnida; Sarcoptiformes; Pyroglyphidae. The record is from RefSeq and is a predicted model, not a curated record. Gene Ontology annotation, molecular function: protein kinase activity; ATP binding.